CCUUACUGUGACCACUUCUCUGUCUUCACUCUGCUUCUUCUCGAUUUGCUACCAUUCCCUCACAUCCAAAUCACUCUUUAGCUUCUCUCUUCUCUCUAACAACUCUUUGAGGCAGCCACAUGCUAUCCUGAGUCUUCACAGAUUUUGAGUACUCAUGGAGAAUUCAAGGUUUGGUGCCUUUUUGAGGAAUAGAAGGUUUGAGAGCUUCUUGAAUACAAACUCUGAAAAGGGGGUGGUGGAAACUCCAAAAGUUUCAGUAAAAGAUGAAUCAGUACAAAGGCUUAGGAUGAAUGCUUUUGUAGAUGAUGAUGGGUGGGUUUCAGUGAUCAUAUCUUGGAUCAGAAUUGUGACUUGUUUUGUUUCCAUGAUGGUCACAACAUUUAUUUGGGCAUCGAUCAUGCUUGUGCUUAUACCAUGGCCUUAUGAGAGGAUUAAGCAAGGAAACAUUUAUGGGCAUGUGACUGGUAGAAUGCUGAUGUGGAUUCUUGGGAAUCCUGUAAAAAUUGAGGGUGUUGAGUACUCUAAUAAGAGGGCAAUUUACAUAAGUAAUCAUGCAUCUCCGAUUGACAUAUUUCUGAUAAUGUGGUUGACUCCUAAAGGUACCGUUGGCAUUGCAAAGAAAGAGAUAAUUUGGUAUCCUCUAUUUGGCCAACUUUAUGUUUUGGCCAACCAUCUCCGUAUAGACCGGUCCAACCCAGCCGCAGCUAUUGAGUCCAUGAAACAGGCAGCUCGUGCAGUCGUGAAGAACAAUCUGUCACUGAUCAUUUUUCCAGAGGGAACAAGGUCUAAAAACGGGCGACUACUACCCUUCAAGAAAGGUUUUGUUCAUUUGGCGCUGCAAUCACGUCUUCCAAUUGUUCCAAUGGUCCUGACAGGUACUCAUCUGGCAUGGAGAAAAGGCAGCUUACAUGUUCGGCCUGCGCCGCUUACUGUCAAGUACCUUCCUCCAAUAAGCACUGAAAAUUGGAGUGUUAGCAAGAUUGAUGACUAUGUUAAAAUGUUACAUAACUUGUAUGCAGAAAACCUUCCCAGGUCUCAGAAACCUCUACCUUGA
Abrus precatorius (Indian licorice) is the source of this 1054-nucleotide messenger RNA. RefSeq names its product 1-acyl-sn-glycerol-3-phosphate acyltransferase-like. The transcript has 6 exons. Gene Ontology annotation, molecular function: 1-acylglycerol-3-phosphate O-acyltransferase activity. The record is from RefSeq and is a predicted model, not a curated record. Gene Ontology annotation, biological process: phosphatidic acid biosynthetic process. The coding region runs from base 155 to 1054 and encodes 299 amino acids. Gene Ontology annotation, cellular component: endoplasmic reticulum; membrane. NCBI's taxonomy places the organism in Eukaryota, Viridiplantae, Streptophyta, Magnoliopsida, Fabales, Fabaceae.